UCCAUGGACACCCUCCUACAACAUCCCUACCACCCGCCGGCAGCCAGCGACUCUCGCUCGCCCUGCCCGGCACUGAACACGCUCGCGAACCACGGCAUCCUGCCGCGCGACGGGCGGCACAUCUCGCUCUUCCAGCUCGCGGACGCGGUCCGGCGCGCGUACCACCUCUCGACCCCGCUCGCGUACCUCCUCGCCGUCGGCGGCCUCCUCCUCUGCUCCCGCCGCUGGCUCGCGGCCCACAUCGACCUCGGCGACCUCGCGCGGCACGACCGGAUCGAGCACGACGCGUCGCUCGUGCACGCCGACGCGCCCAAGGGCGCGCGAUACGCGCCUACCGCCGUCGACCCCGCGCUCCUCUCCGACGUGCUCGCCCGCUGCCCGCCGCAGGGCAUGGGCCUCGAAGAUCUGUGCGAAGUGCGCGCGGCGCGGGAGACGGCGAACGCGCGCGACGCGAGGCUCGACGGCCUGCACCGCACGCUCGGCGCGGCGGAGGCCGUGUUCCUGUACAACACGCUCAAGGACGCGAGCGGGGGCGUGCCGCGGGACAGGCUGGAGCAGUGGCUCGGCGAAGAGCGGUUUCCGGACGGGUGGACGCGCCCGGAGCAGGAGCAAGGCUUCCUCGCGCUCCACCACGAGGCGAACAAGGUGAAGAAGAAGGUGCAGCAGCUGAAGGACGCGAAACAGAAGAGUGUAUGA
Punctularia strigosozonata HHB-11173 SS5 is the source of this 696-nucleotide messenger RNA. It is a transcript of the gene HTP2, whose product is annotated as heme-thiolate peroxidase. The record is from RefSeq and is a predicted model, not a curated record. The coding region runs from base 4 to 696 and encodes 230 amino acids. The transcript has 2 exons. Lineage: Eukaryota; Fungi; Basidiomycota; Agaricomycetes; Corticiales; Punctulariaceae. Gene Ontology annotation, molecular function: peroxidase activity.